Molecule: messenger RNA, 1874 nt
Organism: Seminavis robusta
Lineage: Eukaryota; Bacillariophyta; Bacillariophyceae; Naviculales; Naviculaceae
Source: the annotation of a GenBank genome assembly
CAAAAACAUUGAGACGACGCCAAUUCUGCCGAAUUCUGUCUUCUAGUAAUAAUAAAGCAUUUGACUACUACAGGUACAGCCAUAUGUAAAGGGGUCCAAAACACUUGCUAGCUAGCUUGGUAUUGUUGUAAGGAUCCCACUGUCAUUCAGGUCGCUGGUGUAAGAAGAAGAAGAGCUGUAAAAUGAAGAAGAAGAAACCCAAAACAUCCUCCCUUUUUGGAUUCGUUGCAGUUUUGUUCUGCAACUUUGGCACUCCACAAUGGCAGUGGCAAUCCACAGCGUUCCAUCCUGCAACAGGCCAACGGCCGCUGAGAUCCUUUCUAACAAGACAGUCUCCCUCAACGGCACUCUUUCUCCAAAAAGAAGAACCAAUCGAACUGACAUCCUACCAAUCAGCUCUCUGUAUCAUUCCUCCCGAUGAAUGCUGGGAUACGCUGCAACGAGCCCGUCAUUUUGCAGGAGAUCAAGCAUAUCAUCAAUGGCCUCCCGCGAUACGGUUGUUUCAUCCCUUUUGUCCUCGCGACCAGUCGUCCGAGUUGGCAUUGGAAGUGCUUUCCAAAGUAGUCGAACGCCACAAUAUUCAACCCUUUUCCAUUACACUCAAUCGAUGGACGGUCAUGCCCGUUCCAGAAAACUUGUCGCCGUUGCGAUCCACAACAGACGAAGAAGAAGAUGUGUCACUGGAAGACGAUGAUUCUCCCAUUCAAAUCGACCCGAACUAUGAGGAAAUUCAAGAGCUCAUAGCCGAGGAAGCAACUGUGGGAGUAGAACGAAAAAAGCUACGAGAAUUCAGACGAAAACAAAAAAGUAUCCUGAAAGAGCUGGAGCAACACAACAGUAACAAUACACUAGGCGAUGAUUCGUUUGAAAGAACCAUUGCAGCACUGCUUGCCGCACCCGAAGAAGAGGAAGAAGAAGCACCACCGCCAACACCAGAACCCCCGCAACCACCAGUCGACGAAUUCAAUGGACCUGCCAUUAUUGCCUUGGAACCAGAUGAACGAAGCAGCCAGAAAAUUGCAAUGCUCAGAGAGCUACUACGUCUGGAACUAGCUGGAGAUCAUCAAGCUGCGGAAGCACUAAUAGAGAAGAAUCGCUCUCCUAACGUGUGGGCAGGUGGUUUUGAUGAUGACAGUGAUGAGGAACAACAAUUACUGCAAGGUGACGACGAACAGGAUCCCUUUCGACCGUUGAUACCCAUGGGGCGAUUUCCAACUACGGAUGCUGCUCUGCAAACAGCACGAAAGCUCAAGGGAUUGUGGGAUCCCUUGUCUUUUGAAGUUACAGAGUUGCAUUGUAUCACUCAAGCUCAGAGAACAUUGACAGCAGAAACCAGCAACAACAUUCAUCGCAGAAUACAAGUGGAAAGAGAGCUACCAAGCAUUCCCUUUGGCUGUGAUGCCAUGGUUAUGCUGAUGGGAGAAGAGCUAGAAAUGGAUGAUGAAUCCAAUCAACUACUCGCGAAUCACGUUUGGGAGGAGGGCAAUCUAGGUGGAUACUUUCAGGAUGAACAAAGCAUGGAAUCGCCACUGGAUGCAGCAGAAGAGGACGACUCGGACGAAUUUACUAACAGAUACCAAGAACGAAUGGAUUCCUUUGAGAGAAAAUUGGACACGAAAGAGGGGGAUUUUGAGGACCUGAUGAAUUGGCUCGACGGCGACGAAGACGAUGAAGACACGGAAGAACUCAUUGGGACGUCAAUUGUCAUUGGAAGAACCCACUUGUUCUCCGGCGAAAAACGAAUCUAUGCAGGAAUGCCAGCAGCUAGCGCGUCCGAAGAAAGUGAAACAGCAUUCAUCUUGGGAGGUGGCGGCUUGGGCUCGGAUAGCUUUGCAUCGUCCAUCUUUGACGACUUGGACUUUAAGCUGCAAUGA